CGUUACAAACAUUGGGGAAAUGGAGUGUCAAUGACAAGCUGCCGGGCGUUGGUGUGUCCGAAACGCGGAAAGGAGGUUCUUAUCAUCUUUUUUACGGAAAGCUUUGCAUCAUGGCCAGGUAGCUGCUGUGAGCGAUGGGGUUUUUCCGACAGCUUGGCCUCCUGCUCUGGAAGAACAUCACGUACCGCAGGAGAAACAAGAUCCAGCUGAUCAUCGAGCUCCUCUGGCCGCUCUUCCUCUUCGUCAUCCUCAUCUCUGUUCGCCAUUCACACCCUCCCUACAAACAGAGCCAAUGUCACUUUCCAAACAAAGCCUUGCCAUCAGCAGGCACCUUGCCCUGGAUUCAGGGCAUUAUCUGCAACAUCAACAACCCCUGCUUCCACAGCCCGACACCAGGAGAGACAAUGGGCCAAGUUGGCAACUUUGACAACUCCAUACUCUCUCGUCUCUUCGUGGACGCCCAGACUGUUCUGUCCUACAGUGGAAACCGGAGCCUUGCUGGCUUUCAGGACCUGAUGGAGAGUGUCCGAAGGCUGGGAGAGAGACCUGGGGCCUGGCCAAAUCUCCCAGUAGAAGAAUACCUGAGAGCCAAUGAAACGUUCUCCACCUUCCUCCUGACCAAUGGCAGCCUGUCGCCCAUGACUGUGGACCAGCUGAUGAAGGCUCGCCUCAAUUUUCAGGUUUCUGUGGCUGGGGCUCAGAUGCAGCUGAAGGACUUGGUCUGCAAUGCGAGCAUGUUGGGACAGUUUCUGACAGUUGAGGGAGGAGAAGCCACCUUGAAUGAUCUUCAGACUCAGUUGUGUAACCUCCCAACGGACGUCCUGCAGGAGGCUGAACGCCUUUUCCUCUCUCAGCUCGACUUUACCAAGUUCUUCACGAGAGAGCGUCUGAUGGCUAACGCAGGAGACCUCAGGGUCAUCAGUCAGGCCGUCACAUCAGUCUCUCAGGAGCUGGGGGUCCUCAUCGAUGAUUUCUCCUCUCUCACCAGCUUUGCGGACAUGAACGCAGCUCUUCGUCUUCUGUCUCCUGAGAAUCGCUCGGCAAUGCCCAGGGAGAGUUUCCGUGCUUUUUCGAGGAUCAUGUGCGGUCACCCUGAGGUUGGCGGUGAGCGCAUCCCAUCACUCAACUGGUACGAGGACAAUGACAUCAAGUCCUUCCUGGGAAAAAACGGCACUGAGGACACAGACCUGGACCGUGACAACAACACCACUCCAUUCUGUAAAAGUUUGAUCCAAGGAAUGGAGUCCAACCCUCUGUCUCGGAUUGUGUGGCGAGGAAUAAAACCUCUGUUUAUUGGAAAACUGCUGUACACGCCAGACACUCCUGCAGUGCAACAAGUCAUGAAAGAGGUGAACAAGACUUUCGAGGACCUGCAGAUCCUCCAGGAGCUGAAUGAAGCCUGGAUGGAGGUCGGACCACGGAUCAAGAAUUACAUGGAGAGCAGUGUGGAGAUUCAGAUGCUGCAGGGUUUGUUGAAGCGGCCAGAGGUCGCAGUACUGGUCAACAUGCGUCUGGAGAACACUUCCUGGACGGCCUCACGGAUCGCUAGAUUCCUGUCCACACCCUCGCCGGACACCCCACGGAAGCCCGGAGCACCGCCUACAUGGCUGGAUGUCUACAACGACCUCGGCCACACCAUCAGUACCCUCGCACAAGUCACUGAGUGUUUCUCUCUCAACAAGCUGGAGGGAUUGGAGACCGAGGGCCAGUUGAUUGACAGAGCUUUGGAGUUAUUGGAGGACAGACAGUUCUGGGCAGGUGUGGUUUUCCUGCUGCCCAACUCUUCAUCCCCAGACCUGCCACCCCACGUUACCUACAAAAUCCGAAUGGACAUUGAUGAUGUGACUCGGACCAACAAGAUCAAGGACAGAUUUUGGGAUCCUGGUCCAGCAGCCGACCCGUUCAGUGACAUGCGCUACAUUUGGGGCGGCUUUGUGUACGUUCAGGACCUGGUGGAGAGAGCUGUGACCCGCAUCCUCACCGGAGUUCAACAGACAACGGGCAUCUACAUCCAGCAGAUGCCCUACCCUUGCUAUGUGGAUGAUGUUUUCCUUAGAGUGCUGAACCGCUCCCUGCCUCUCUUCAUGACACUGGCAUGGAUCUACUCAGUCGCGAUGAUCAUCAAAGGCGUGGUGUACGAGAAGGAGGCAAGGCUGAAGGAAACCAUGAGGAUUAUGGGUCUGGGAACGGGAACGCUGUGGCUCAGCUGGUUCAUCAGUAGCAUAGUUCCUUUUCUGGUCUCUGCAGGGCUCCUCAUCGCUCUGCUCAAGUGGGGGGACAUCCUGCCAUACAGCGACCCAGCUGUUGUGUUUUUCUUCCUGACGGCGUUUGCCACCGCCACCAUCAUGCAGUGUUUCCUUAUCAGCACCUUCUUCUCCAAAGCCAACCUGGCUGCAGCAUGUGGAGGGCUCAUCUACUUCGGGCUCUACCUGCCCUACGUACUGUGUGUAGCCUGGAGAGACCGCCUCAACACCACUUACAGAGUCCUAGCCAGUUUCCUGUCCCCUGUGGCCUUUGGCUUCGGCUGUGAGUAUUUCUCUCAGUAUGAAGAGCAAGGUGUGGGCAUCCAGUGGUACAACCUUCACUCCAGUCCUGUGGAAGGAGACUCGUACAACUUCACUACCUCUAUAUGCAUGCUGUAUUUGGACGCCUUCAUCUAUGCCACAGCAGCCUGGUACAUCGAAGCAGUGUUUCCUGGUGAAUAUGGGAUACCCCGGCCGUGGUACUUCAUCUUCCAGAUCAACUACUGGGGUGGAGCUCCCCUGGAGGCGGGCAUGCCAAUUCCCCCCGCACCUACAGACCAGGAUGAAGAUCACAUUGAACCAGAACCCACUAAUAUGACCUUGGGUGUGAACAUCAGAAACCUGGUGAAGAUCUACAAAAAGGGCGCCAAACUGGCCGUCAAUCACCUCAACCUGAAGUUCUACGAGGGGCAGAUCACCUCAUUCCUCGGCCACAAUGGAGCCGGCAAAACCACCACCAUAUCUGUCCUGACUGGCCUGUUCCCACCCACUUCGGGCACUGUGUACAUCAAGGGGAUGGACAUCCGCCAUGACAUGGACAUCAUCCGGAGAACACUUGGAGUUUGUCCACAGCACAAUGUCCUGUUUGACAUACUAACAGUGGAGGAGCAUGUGUGGUUUUAUGGGUGUCUGAAGGGUUUAUCUGAGGCAGAGGUGAAAGCUGAGCUGGACACUCUGCUGGAAGAUGUCGGCCUGCUGCACAAACGACAUGAACAGACCAGAAACCUCUCUGGUGGCAUGCAGAGGAAGCUGUCUGUGGCGAUCGCGUUUGUCGGAGGCUCUAAGGUGGUUGUUCUGGAUGAACCCACAGCAGGGGUUGAUCCUUACUCCCGCAGAGGGAUCUGGGAUCUGCUACUAAAAUACCGCAAAGACCGGACCAUCAUCCUGUCCACCCACUACAUGGACGAGGCGGAGCUACUAGGUGACCGGAUUGCCAUCAUCUCCCAGGGGAAGCUUUGCUGCUGUGGCUCACCGCUCUUCCUGAAAUCCCGCCUUGGAUCUGGCUACUACCUCACUGUGGUGAAGAGGGAGGGACUGGACACCAGCACUCCCAGCAGUACCAGUAUCUGCACCAGCAUCAGCACCAACAAGCUGCCUCCUCUCAAGGACAGUGAGUCAUCCAUGAGUGAAGACACCGGCCUGGGAAGUGAGGAGAGCAGCUCAUACCUGGCGGCAUUGCUCUCCUUGGCACAGCAACACAUCCCAGGUGCGAGGCUGGUGGAGGAGUCAGGGCAUGAGGCAGUGGUCAACUUGCCGCAGAAGGCUGCCAAGGACAGCAGCCUGGGCGUCUUCCUGGCAGAACUGGAUCAGAGGCUGACAGAGCUGGGCAUCAGCAGCUAUGGCCUGUCGGACAGCGCACUAGAGGAGAUCUUUCUGCGAGUGGCAGAGGAAACCGGCGUUGAUGCUGAACCAGAGCUGCAGGCUGAAUCUCCCCAGCAGCCCUCAGCUGGGCAGAGGGCUCAGAGACAAAAUGCUGAAGAACCAGAGACAGAACCUCAGGAGACAGACUUGCUGAGUGGAGAUGGCCGAGGUGGGGUCCCUCUGACCGGCUGGUGGCUGACGUGGCAGCAGCUGAGAGCUCUCUUCGUCAAACGCUGGCUUUAUGCCCGAAGGAGCCGCAGAGGCUUCUUUGCUCAGAUUGUCCUGCCUGCUAUGUUCGUGUUGGUCGCUCUGCUCUUCAGCCUCAUCGUUCCUCCAUUUGGGAAGUAUCCCGCCCUGCAACUGCAGCCCUGGAUGUACGGGGAACAGUACACCUUCUUCAGCAACGACGCACCUGGGAACCCGGCCAUGGAAAACCUGCUGGAAGCUCUGCUGGACAAGCCAGGGUUUGGUACCAAGUGCAUGGACAAAGGGGAGGAAGACAACAGCACGAGUCCUCAGUGUGAAGGCGAGCGGGGUGGCUUGUUCAUGCGACCACAGGUCUCCUACUCCACCUGGCAGAUGUUUAGCAGAGGCAACUGGAGCAGAGACACACCGUCUCCUGACUGUCUGUGUAGCACAGAGGACAUCCGCAGGAUGCUCCCCGACUGCCCGCAGGGUGCCGGUGGACUGCCGCCUCCACAGAUUAAGAGGCUGACCGGAGACAUCCUCCAAAAUCUGACAAGUUAUAACAUCUCUGAUUACCUGGUGAAAACCUACUCUCAGAUCCUCAAGAAAAGCCUAAAAACCAAGAAGUGGGUGAAUGAAUUCAGAUACGGAGGUUUCUCCCUCGGGGGAAGCGCCACCCAGACUUUAUCUCAGGUCCACCAUGUCGAAGACUCGAUCACGGCGAUCAGGACUCGUUAUCGAGUUGCACAGAACAGUUCAUUGGAUCACCUGCUAAUCAGACUGCCAGAUUUUCUGGGAGGACUGAACAGUCAACACAAUGUCAAGGUGUGGUUUAAUAACAAAGGAUGGCAUGCCAUGGUGUCAUUUGUCAAUGUGAUGAACAAUGGCCUGCUCAGAGCUAGUCUGCCACCAGGUCCAGAGAGGAGAAAACACGGCAUCACCGCUUACAACCACCCACUCAACCUCACCAAGGAGCAACUCACAGAAAUGGCUAUGAUGACCACAUCAGUGGAUGUUCUGGUUUCCAUCUGCGUGAUCUUUGCCAUGUCCUUUGUGCCAGCCAGCUUCGUCCUUUUUCUGAUUGAGGAGCGAGUCAGCAAAGCCAAGCACCUUCAGUUUGUCAGCGGGGUCAAACCUAUCCUCUACUGGCUGGCCAACUUCACAUGGGACAUGUUGAACUACACCGUCCCAGCCACCAUGGUGGUGCUGAUCUUCAUCUGUUUCCAGCAGCAGUCAUAUGUCUCGGAGACCAACCUACCCGCUCUCGUCCUGCUCCUCCUGUUCUACGGGUGGUCCAUCACCCCUCUGAUGUACCCAGCGUCCUUUGUGUUCACCGUCCCCAGCACAGCCUAUGUGGUCCUGACUUCCAUCAACCUUUUCAUUGGAAUCAACGGCAGCAUCGCCACCUUCGUCCUGGAGCUGUUUGUUGAUGAGCAUCUGAAUGAGGUGAACAGGAUCCUGAAGAAGGUGUUUCUCAUCUUCCCUCAUUUCUGCCUGGGACGGGGACUCAUCGACAUGGCCAAAAAUCAGGCCAUGGCAGACGCUUUCCAGAGACUGGGCACGAAGCAGACUCUGGACCCUCUUCAGUGGGACUUUGUGGGGAAGAACCUGUUUGCGAUGGCAGCUGAAGGUGUUGUCUUCUUCAUCUUCACCAUACUGCUGCAGUACAAGUUCUUCAUACACGUCAGGCCGUGGUGGUCCGAGCCUCAGAUGCCUCCUCUUGGUCCAGAGGAUGAGGAUGUCGCCAGGGAGAGAGAGAGGGUCAUAAGUGGCAAAGCCCAAUCAGACAUCCUCACCCUUAUCGACCUCAGCAAGGUUUAUAAAGCAGGCAGGAAGCCAGCGGUGGAUCGUCUCUGCCUUGGGAUUCCCCGUGGCGAGUGUUUCGGCCUGCUAGGGGUGAACGGAGCAGGGAAGACCUCGACCUUUCGCAUGCUGACCGGAGACACGGACGUCACCUAUGGAGAGGCUUUCCUUAAUCACCACAGUGUGCUGACAGAGAUGGAGCGGGUCCACCAGCUGAUGGGUUACUGUCCCCAGUUUGACGCCAUCAGCGACUUGCUGACGGGCCGGGAACAUCUGGAGCUGUACGCCCGCCUGCGGGGAGUCCAAGAGGAGUCUGUUGCCAAGGUGGCACAGUGGGGGGUGAAGAAGCUGGGACUGACCCAGUACGCUGAGCGGGAGGCUGGAGGCUACAGCGGAGGCAACAAGAGAAAACUCUCCACUGCCAUCUCCCUCAUUGGGGCUCCACCUGUUAUAUUCCUGGAUGAGCCUACCACUGGCAUGGACCCAAAAGCCAAAAGGUUUCUGUGGAACUGCAUCCUCAGCGUCACCAAAGAGGGAAAAGCUGUAGUUCUCACCUCCCACAGUAUGGAGGAAUGCGAGGCUCUCUGCACCAGAAUGGCCAUCAUGGUCAACGGCAGAUUCCAGUGUCUCGGAUCUGUACAACACCUGAAGAACAGGUUUGGUGAUGGCUACACCAUCAUCCUCCGUCUGGCGGACGCUAAAUCUGACCCGGACUCAUGCCCCAUCAGCACCUACAUGAAGAGCUCUUUCCCCAGCAUUGAGCUGAAGGAGCGCCACCAGAGCGUGCUGCAGUACCAGCUGCCCUCACACGCCUGCUGCCUGGCUCGUGUCUUCGAUGUGCUGGCCAACAACUACGAGGAGCUGGGCAUCAUCGACUUCUCUGUUUCACAGACCACCCUGGACCAGGUGUUUGUCAACUUUGCCAAAGAGCAGACGGAUGACGACCUCCUCACAGAUGUGGUUGUCAGCAACACAACAGUACAGACCAACCUGACUGCACUGUCCACCAGGAUUAACCCUCCCACUAUCCAACCACAGUCACCAGUCACACCUCCUCGGACAAGCAAGACUCCACAGAAGCAGGGGAAACCAUCUGACAGCAAACCCAAAGAGGGUAAAUCAAAAAAGCCAAAAGCUGGCAAGGUCAAAUCCAAAGAAGGCAAAGCUAAUGGAGAGAAAAGCAGCGGUACGGCGAUGACCAGAAUACCUCAGAGAGAGGAGAAGGCUCAGAGGAAGAGCCAAAGGGGCAGCAGUGGAUCGGACAGCAGUAAUGGUGGAGUUCAGGGAGAAUCCAGUAAAUCCAGUGGGUCCAAACACAAAGCAGAGAGCUCCAGUAAAAGUCCCUCUGCACUCUUUAUAGUCGACAGCAACACACAGGACAGUGCACUGUGAAGUGGACUGGUGCAACGCAAGCAAAAGUUCAAAGGACCAACUAAAGUCAAAAGCUUUUUAUUACUCGCCCUUGUUCAUUUAAAUGUUUUUCAGUGACGGCAGCGACCUCAAUAUGCAACAUGGAACGACACAGCUCAUUGGAAUAAGAAGCAGAAAAGAUGGAAUUUGAAACUUACUGUUAGAAGUAAAUUUAUCCCCUUGGCCUCUUCUGAAGAAAGACAGGUGAGUACCUCCUAAUGUGGUUUGGUGCCUUGUUCCCCUUGUUAACAUAUCUGUAGCUUUAUACCCUUUAUUUGGGUCCAUAAAUCUUACACUGUGUCUUUACUUUCUGUAUCAGUCUCAUAAGUCUGAAGUUAUUUAUCCUUAAAAAUAUUAUGCAAGGCUUCAUGUAAAAACAAGGGGUGGCUUUCCUCAGGGCUCAAUCAUUGGACCUCUCACAAUCUCAUCUAUUUUUUUUGCUGAAAGCACUUUAAAGAAGAAAAUGCUGCAAAAUCUCAAACUGUUACUGGAGUAUAUGUGUUACAUGUAAUUAUUAAGACAUUUUUAUGUGUCAGAAAGCAUCUGAGAGGUUGUUUCAGAACAUUAUAUAGUAUCUCUCAUGUGGAGAGAAUUCUUACUGCAAGUUUAUUGUGAAAUAACUCUGAAAUACUAAAUUAUGAACUUUCCAGGUGUUACUGUUUUGUAAAUCAAGAAUUUAUUUUGUCUUUUAUCUGUCAAACUUUUAUUUAUUUUUUUUUUUAUUUUUAUUUUGUGUGAUUGGGUAACAGUGUCACUGUAUGAACAUGGGGUAUUAUAUAUGACAGGAGUGCGGGUGGUUCUUUACUUCUGCCUGUUAUUUACUGUCAUUUUAGUUAUUUAAUAAUUAGAUCAUGUUUUGUUUUUCAACUUUAUACAUGUUACAUAUAUGUGGCAUACUUCCUGCUCACAUGACAUCUCAUAUAAUUAACACAAGAUAUUAAAGCAUUUUCAAACUAUAAAUCUAUUGAAAAAGUCCAGCACGCAACAUGCAAUGUUACAAAUUCUACGUAAUGCCAAACUACAGCACUCCAAAUCAAAUCAAAGAAAUUAUGAUAGCUCACAGAAUUAAAAGUAGUAUUCACCAGAUGCAACAACAUUGCCUUUGGUCAACAUUGGUUUAUUUUUUAUUGUUCUUUAUUUAAGUUUAUUUUAAUAAACAGUUCGUUUGUUUUUCUAUAAAAAAAAAAAAAGUGACACAGC
Molecule: messenger RNA, 8483 nt
Organism: Epinephelus fuscoguttatus (brown-marbled grouper)
Lineage: Eukaryota; Metazoa; Chordata; Actinopteri; Perciformes; Serranidae
Gene: abca7
Product: ATP-binding cassette, sub-family A (ABC1), member 7
Exons: 49
Coding region: 135-7265 (2376 amino acids)
Biological process (GO): transmembrane transport; lipid transport
Cellular component (GO): intracellular membrane-bounded organelle; membrane
Molecular function (GO): ATP hydrolysis activity; ATP binding; ABC-type transporter activity
Source: RefSeq, a predicted model, not a curated record